AUGAAUAACCAAGGAGUAGCCUAUGCAGAACUGAAGGUAGCCAAGAACUCAAAGAGGCAACAAAUAAAACCUAAGGGCACUAAAAGUUCCAUUUCAAUAACUGAGCAGGAAAUAACCUAUGCAGAAUUAAAUCUUCAAAAUGCUUCUCAGAAUCUUCGAGGGAAUGACAAGAACUACCACUGCAAAGAUUUACCAUCACCUCCAGAGAAGCUCAUUGCUGGGGUUCUGGGAAUCAUCUGCCUUGUUUUGAUGUCCAGUGUGGUAACAAUGAUAGUUUUUACUCCCUCUACUGCAAUACGGGAGCAGAAUAACUCCUCUCCGAUAAAAAGGCUCCAGAAAGAAUGUCAUGCUGGUCAUUGUCCAAAACAGUGGUUUACAUGUUCCAACAAUUGCUAUUGUAUUCAUUUGGAAAAAAAAACAUGGCAUGAGAGUGUGACGGCCUGUGCUGCUAAGAACUCUACUCUGCUUUAUAUAGAUAAUGAAGAAGAAAAGAAAUUCCUGAUGUCCCUAUCAAUUAUGUCAUGGAUUUCAGUCUUUCGUAAAGGCCGUGAUCAUCCAUGGAUGUGGCUAAAUGGUUCAACUUACAAACUACAUAUAACAGACACAUCACCUGAUGAACAUAACUGUGCUCUGCUCUAUUCAGAUGGCAUUAGAUCAGACAGUUGUGAGCUUCCACAUACAUAUAAUUGCAAGGAUCAGCUCGAGAAAACGUGAGUUUGGAUGCUGUUGAGUAACUUUAAC
Messenger RNA from Lagenorhynchus albirostris (white-beaked dolphin), 741 nucleotides. RefSeq names its product NKG2-A/NKG2-B type II integral membrane protein-like. NCBI's taxonomy places the organism in Eukaryota, Metazoa, Chordata, Mammalia, Artiodactyla, Delphinidae. The transcript is spliced from 6 exons. Gene Ontology annotation, biological process: positive regulation of natural killer cell mediated cytotoxicity; stimulatory C-type lectin receptor signaling pathway. The record is from RefSeq and is a predicted model, not a curated record. Bases 1 to 714 code for a protein of 237 amino acids.